AUGAAGCACUCAUUUGCCGGCCUUGCGGCCCUCUUUAUGGCCGCUGCUGUCACUGCUAUUCCUGCCAGCUCUCACCUGAGUGAGCGCCAGCCUGAUCUGUCCUUCUCGAACCUUGUUACCAGAGCCGGCGAAUGUUCCAGCAGCGCAAACUGCCCUGCUGGCAACUGCUGCUCCAAGUACGGCUACUGUGGUACCGGCCCCGACUACUGCUCCGGCAGCCAGGGCAACUGUGGUAACACCGGUGCUCCUUGUGCUUCCGGCCAAUGCUGCUCUCAGUACGGAUACUGCGGCACCGGCCCGGACUACUGUGGAACGACUACACCUCCCAGCGGUGGUGAUCCCCCUCCUACCGGCGGCGGUGGUGGUGUUACUUGCACCUCGCGCAGAUUGUACCAAGGUGACGGCUCUACUGGCGCCGGUUGGCCUGCACAGAGCACCUGGUCCAGCUUCGAUACCAUCUGGAGCGUGAACCAGAACCUGAUUGCUAGCUCCUGCACUCAGUUUGGCCAGACCAACAACUCGCCCACCGAGACUGCCAACAUGAAGGCUGCCAUCCUCAGCAUUGCCCAAUCGUCUGGUGUGGAUUCCCGCUUCAUCCUCGCUACCAUUAUGCAGGAGAGCAAGGGCUGUGUUCGCGUGCCCACCACAUUUGGAUCUGUUUCUAACCCUGGCCUCAUGCAGGAUCAUGACGGUCCUCACAGUUGCUACAAUGUCAACCCUUGCCCCAACGACCAGAUUGUCGGCAUGAUUGCCGAUGGCACCACAGGAACGUCUUCCGGCGAGGGCCUGCUGCAGAUUCUUAACCGCCUUUCCACCUCAGGCGCCCAAAAGGUUUACCAGGCUGCUCGAAUCUAUAACUCUGGCAGCAUUCCUGCUAGCGGCAACCUGAGCGAGGGUGGUGCUACCAGCUCUUAUGCUUCUGACAUUGCUGAUCGUCUCGGUGGUUGUGUUUUCUAA
[Torrubiella] hemipterigena is the source of this 957-nucleotide messenger RNA. The record is from the annotation of a GenBank genome assembly. Lineage: Eukaryota; Fungi; Ascomycota; Sordariomycetes; Hypocreales; Clavicipitaceae.